Messenger RNA from Dermochelys coriacea (leatherback sea turtle), 2149 nucleotides. RefSeq names its product spermatogenesis associated serine rich 2 like (gene SPATS2L). Gene Ontology annotation, cellular component: cytoplasm. The record is from RefSeq and is a predicted model, not a curated record. Gene Ontology annotation, molecular function: protein binding. The transcript has 13 exons. NCBI's taxonomy places the organism in Eukaryota, Metazoa, Chordata, Testudines, Dermochelyidae. The coding region runs from base 222 to 1889 and encodes 555 amino acids.
CGGGAAUCCAGGCGGGGGCUGGGCCAGGCGCGGAUGAGCCGCUGGUGGGGGGAGAGCGGAGCCGGGCACCAGCGGGAAGCCGCCUUGCGCUGCCCGGGCCCCGCGGGGAGCAGACCGUUGGCUGAGCGCUAUUACAGAAGAUACAGUCAACUGGAUUAUCUAAAAAACGAGGGAGAGAAACUGGAGCCAUUCAGUUUGAAAUUAUUCUCAUCUGAAUAGAGAUGGCAGAAAUCAGUUCUCCUGCAAAUAUCAAGGAAAAGAUCAAUGCAGUUCGAUCAAUUGUUCCUAACAAAAGCAAUAAUGAAAUAGUUCUGGUGUUACAGCAAUUUGAUAACAAUGUAGACAAGGCAGUUCAAGCUUUUAUGGAUGGUAGUGCAGUUCAGGUACUAAAAGAAUGGAAUAUGACAGGGAAAAAGAAGAAUAAUAAAAGAAAAAGAAGCAAAUCUAAACAGCAUCAAGGCAAUAAAGAUACGAAAGAGAAGAAUGAUAGAACUGAAAAGGUUUCCCUAGAGCCCCAAGAGAUAUGUGGUUGCCAUCUGAAUGGAUGUGACAAGGAUAACUCUUCCAGUGACUCUGCCAAUGAGAAAUCAGAAGUAAUUUCUCAUGAGAACAAAAGCUGUGGAUUGAAGGAGGUGGUGCAAGCACAUCCAGAAAUCACAGACAAAAACCUGGAGCACAAGAAAAUAUCUGUAGAUUUAAACCUAAAAUCUGUAAGUGGAACAGAACAGCAAGAUACUUUUCAGUCAUCAGUUCAACCGCAGAGUAAUGUAGGCAGGCCGAAGUCAAAAAUGUCCACAGUUAAAGCAUCCAUCCCUGCAGCCCAUCUUGAAACAAAGCCAGAUGAUUCAAUCAAGAAAAAAGGUCCAAAUAUUGAAAAAUCCGUGAAAGAUUUGCAACGUUGCACUGUUUCUUUAACUAGAUACCGCAUGAUGAUCAAAGAGGAAGUGGAUAAUUCAGUGAAGAAAAUCAAAGCUGCUUUUGCUGAAUUACACAACUGCAUCAUAGACAAAGAAGUGUCAUUAAUGGCAGAAGUUGAUAAAGUUAAAGAAGAAGCCAUGGAAAUCUUGACUGCUCGUCAGAAAAGAGCUGAGGAGCUAAAGAGACUGACAGACUUAGCUAGUCAGAUGGCUGAGACACAACUGGCUGAACUCAGGGCUGAAAUUAAGCACUUUGUGAGUGAACGCAAAUACGAUGAAGAGCUGGGUAGGUCUGCCCGGUUCUCCUGUGACAUAGAACAGCUAAAGACCCAAAUUCAGCUCUGCGGAGAAAUUUCUCAUCCAAAGAACAACUACUCCUCAAGAACACCAUGCAGUUCCAUGCUGCUGUCAGUGACUUCGCAUGUGGCAUCUGACAAGCAAAGUACACACUCCCGAAAAUCGUAUAGUCACAUCAAGAACUUUGAUAGUAAAACGGCCAGCACUAAAAUGCCAAAUCAUCUUAUUUGCAAUCCCACAGAAUUCUCUGCCCAAGUAACCCCAACAAAUAAACAGAAUGGGCCGUCUAGCCAGAGACGAAGAUUUAACUCACAGUAUCACGGAAUCCGGCUCAAUGGAUCAGUCAAGUCACAAGGUGCCAGUAACGAAACAGAUCAAAAUAAUAUAAAGAGCAGUUCCAGAUAUGAACACAGAAGACAACAGCAUAAUAGUUUCAGACCUAAAAACAAAGGAGCUAUGAAAAAUCAAGACCAGUCCACAGCUACAAGGACCACAGAGAAUCUCACACAUACAGAAAAAACCCAAAGAAAGCAUCGUACACCAGACAGCACCGAGCCCAGACCAUUCCGCAGCAGCGUUGCUAGGGUAUCUCAGUGCAAUUUAUGUCCUGCAAGAAUAGAGGUCUCUGCUGAUGCCACUGUUCUUUCAGUGCCAGCUGUGACUUUGGUGGCUUAAAUUCUCACCCCGAAGAGAGACAGAGCAGAUUUAUUUUUUUCCACUUCAAUUUCUCGCUCAAGAUGCUAAUUGAAAUGCUGACAAAAAGCUAGUCUGUCAGAAAACAGAAUCAAUUUAAAUCAGUUGCUGCUUAGAAACCUGUUGAUAUUUUUAUUAAUUCCAGAUAAUCAGCAAUAGUUCACCUCAUACUUUCAAGGCUUUGCUCAAUAUGCUCAUGGUUAUUUUUGUCAUGACAAUGCAGCAUUUUAGCCAGGCAGUAU